GAGACCCGCGCGCCUCUUUGCGACGAGAAGAAGCCGCGAGCAAAGAUGCGGAGGUGAUUAACUAAAAGAAAGAUAGCAUAUUUUAGUAUAUUUUGAAUUGCCUGCAAGAGGUAGAAUCUUGACACUCAGAGGAGUCUUGAUAGCGAUUGCUGGCUUGCUGGAUUGAGUUUUUUUUAUAACAAGCUCAAGUAGUUUAUGAUGGUUAAAGAGCAGAAGCCAGCAAAACCAGAUAAAAAGAAGGAAAAACAUAAAUUGGCAAAACUGAAAAAAAGGAUACAGCAAAAUGAAGUUGAUCUUAGAUGUGGUGAUCAGCUUCCGCAGAAGGAUGAACAAUGUAUGGAUCAAACAAAUGAGGUCAUGAUGCUGCGGAGCAAGUUCGAGCAGGACAAGAAAAGGAUACAGCAGUUGAGGGCUGCCAGGAAGUUUCGACCUUACUGAAGCUGCAUUUGGUUCUGGUCAUCCGACUAUUCAAUGAGUAAUAGCAUUUCUAUCCACUAGUCAAUAUCACAGACAGUGCGACAGUUCCAGUAAGAAAAGCUAAUGCCAUGCCUGAAAAGAAACGGUGUGAUAAACCCUCAGGCAACUGGUGAAACUUGACUCUGAUUCCGUGCUCCAUUCCCUUGCAAGUUCUGUAAAGCCCAUUAUUUCUAUAAUUCUACUGCUCGAGUCGAGAUGGUGUAAUUUAAAUUGACAGCUUGUAACUUUAUACUGUUUUCCUUUAUCUCUGGUUCGAGUUACAUUUCACAGCAUUGUUGCAGAUGUUGAGUUUGACCGAGCUUUGUGGGUUUAUAUUAGUACAUGUUACCACAUUUUAGUUAUAUUGAUCUGUGAUGAUUUGAUGUCCUGAAAACUUAUGAACAAAGAACAAGCUUUUUCCCAUCAAUGUUUGUUA
This is a messenger RNA of Elaeis guineensis (African oil palm), 892 nucleotides long. The record is from RefSeq and is a predicted model, not a curated record. Lineage: Eukaryota; Viridiplantae; Streptophyta; Magnoliopsida; Arecales; Arecaceae.